Aspergillus saccharolyticus JOP 1030-1 is the source of this 1843-nucleotide messenger RNA. RefSeq lists its product as uncharacterized. The coding region runs from base 261 to 1667 and encodes 468 amino acids. The transcript has 3 exons. Lineage: Eukaryota; Fungi; Ascomycota; Eurotiomycetes; Eurotiales; Aspergillaceae. Gene Ontology annotation, cellular component: mitochondrion. The record is from RefSeq and is a predicted model, not a curated record.
CACAAAUGAACCCUUAAUCUUAUUUCUACGCGAAUGACAUCUGAUCUAAAUAUCUUGAAAAUCGGAUCUUGCUUCAGCUUUAUGCAAGUCUGCUUGCAAUCAGUCUCGUGGUCUUUCUGUUAUUCGUGCCAGCACCAAUGCUGAGGCACAUUCAACCGCCUUGCUCAUUCCGUCUUAAGCCACGUUUCCCAACCUCGAAGUUUUGCGGACGCGCGGCCCUUCUUGCGCCGUUGAAGGCACCCAAACUAUCAUUUACUACAAUGUCCUCAAAAAAAUCGACAAAGAGGAGGUCUGAUCACGAUGAAUCGAUUCACCCCUCAGAGGCACAGCAAUCUGCACAGCGCAAACUGGAACUCGGUCUUCAUAAAUUACGUUGCCUAGCCUCAUCUCUUCUUGAUGGCAAUCCCAUUUGCGUACACGUGGAUAAGCUAAACAGUGAAUACAGUAGAGGCUUCCUGCUUACUAUGGAUAAUGGGUGUAAACUCAUUGCAAAGUUACCAUGCACACACACAGAACAAGCCUUCCUCGCGUCUGAGGUAGCGACUCUCAAAUACCUGCGCCAAUAUACAUCCCUUCCAGUUCCAAAUGUCCUCGCCUGGAACCCAGAUAAGACAAAUGAGAUUGGUUCGGAAUAUUUGAUCAUAGAGAAGACUCCUGGGGUUGCUCUAAAAGACUUGUGGGAAAAUCUAAGUACCCUGGAUCGCUACAGCAUUAUUGAGAAGAUUGUCGCUAUGGAGACUGAGCUUGCAAAUCUGGAUUUCCCAGCAUACGGUGCUCUCUACUUGCGGGAUUCGGCAUCUGCUCAACCGAAGUAUUAUCCGCUGGCCUCUGAACGCGACUGUGGUGAAUCUUUCUGCGUUGGACCAAUAUAUAAGUUGUCACAAACAGAUGACAACACGGAAUCGUCUGGAGAGUUAAAGUCUUUCGGGCCUUGGUUAACUUUCGAGAAUUUCGCCUCGUACUUCGGUCAACAACAGGUGAUUACCCAAACAAUUCGCCAGAGUGUCGAAAAUAAGUUCCAAGCGAUGACUCAAGUUCAUUUCGACCCUAUCGAUGAAAUUAGAGCUCUGCUAGAAAAGGCCUCGGUUUUGACACCUAUUUUGACCUCGGACAAUCGAGUUCAGAGAGUCUCCAAACCAUCUUUAUGGCAUAGCGGUCUACCUCUUGACGAUAUCCUGGUUUCUGCGACACAGCCUUCAAAUAUUCUUGGAAUUAUCGGUUGGCAGUCAUCUAAAAUCCUUCCAUUAUUUCUGCAAGCACAGUUCCCCAAAUUUCUUGGAACUCCCAGAUCUUAUAAACUUGGCGAUUCUAUGCCUAGUCUCUCUGGUUUUGCUGCACUCAGUCCCGAACAGAAGCAAAGCGUACUUCGGAACCAAGACACAGCCGCCCGUACCAGAUAUUACGAAAUGUGCAUAUUUGACUACAAUAACCCAGUUUAUGAGGCAUUGAAUCUUGAUCCAAAACUGACUGAACUGUAUCGGUACCACGAUUUAUCCACAGAGGGUGAUAUACUAGGCCUUUACAGCUACUUAAUCUCUGUCUCGGCAGACUGGGAUAGUUUGGGAUUAUCUGGUGAUUGCCCAUUUCAAUUCACCUCGGAGGAGUUAGUGCAGUUUCAGAAGCAGCACGCUCAAUAUCGCGAUGCUUUGAACACAAGGGGCUCAUGAACUAUGACCAUUUAUUGGUGCUAAUGAGAGUCAAAAAGUGGCGGACAAAGAUGCCAGGGAUAUCUGGAAAGAGUUUGUCAGGUAUACCACUUCAGCAGUAUGGCAUUUGUUAUUUAGUAAUGAUGGAAAUAUAAAUUCGGCAAUGAUUGGGCACCUGCAGAAGCACAAUUCUAAGC